AUGCAAGAGUUUUGGCUGAAAGUUUCCAACAUAUUUGAAAUGACUCUGUAUUUGAGAAGAUAUGACUCUUAUAGUGGGCUUCAACUCGCCAGGGGUGAUAUUAAUGAAGAAGAGACGUUGAAAAUGGCUAACUUACAAAAGUUGAUUGAAAGAACUGAAAUGGGCGUAAAUAGUGAAUAUCGCAACAUUGUUGAAUUAAACAACAUUUUUAGCACGUAUGGUUUUACAAUAGAUUUCAAUCAAAUGGAAAAUGAAUAUUACGACUGGGAUGUUGAGGAGAUAUUUGAUCAUAGAUUCGCCAAGUUAAUGGUGGACAAUGAAAAGAUGCAAAGGAUUGAGAAAAACCUCUCCCUUGGCAGCUAUGAGUUGUUUCUACAUAAGGCAUUGAUUUUAUCAUUGGAAAUGAUAUCAUACUUUGAUAGUGAGAGAAAUUCGAGUUAUAAUGAGUUUUCUACUCUUGAGGAAUGCCAACUAAUGAACCUAGGUUUACUCACAUCUCUCAGUAGUACUCUGAAUAGCAAUGCUAUUGGAUUGAUGGUUUCCUCUUCAGAUGCAAAAGAUAAUUUGUUGUUUUCAAACAGAUUUAUUGCCAUGUCAAUAGAAAUAUCACAGGAGGAAAGUGAAAAGUUUCAAAUACCAAACAGUGUCCUUUUUCUAUCCUUAAUUUUAGGUGGAGAUAGUGAUUGGACGAAUGUUAAAUUUUUAGAGGACUGUUCUUUCCAAAACGUAAUUGAUUUGACAAUCAAAAUGCCUCAAUUUUUAGAUGAUACCGCAGAGAAGAAUAUUUUACAAGGAAUUACUAGAAGCAGAUUUCCAAAACUGGUAAGGUUAUCUGUGAAAUAUGUGUCAUUGUUGGAGAAUAUAUUUACAUUGGAUAUUGUUGGAGGUCUUCUCUAUUUAGAGAUUUUAACACAGUUACCACAUAAUAGAUGGGAUUCAACAAAUUAUUUCAGUUCAGGAAUGGUUCACAAAAUGAUUCAGGACAAUUUAAUAGAGAAAGACUCUCUAAUGCAUCAUCUUAUCACCAAUGCCAACAUGCUAGCAAAAAAUCCUGAUGCAGAUUAUAAUUCUGUCGAGUCGUACUAUGAAAUUACCAAAGAAAAGUUUGUGGCAUCUAUUUCUCACUCUUCCAUUAACGAAUUUUACAAUCCAAGUACUGAAUAA
Messenger RNA from Naegleria gruberi, 1164 nucleotides. RefSeq lists its product as uncharacterized. The coding region runs from base 1 to 1164 and encodes 387 amino acids. Lineage: Eukaryota; Heterolobosea; Eutetramitea; Acrasida; Naegleriidae. The record is from RefSeq and is a predicted model, not a curated record. The transcript has a single exon.